This is a messenger RNA of Hyposmocoma kahamanoa, 4708 nucleotides long. RefSeq names its product sister chromatid cohesion protein PDS5 homolog B (gene pds5). NCBI's taxonomy places the organism in Eukaryota, Metazoa, Arthropoda, Insecta, Lepidoptera, Cosmopterigidae. Bases 218 to 3805 code for a protein of 1195 amino acids. The transcript is spliced from 20 exons. Gene Ontology annotation, cellular component: nucleus; chromatin. Gene Ontology annotation, biological process: mitotic sister chromatid cohesion; DNA repair. The record is from RefSeq and is a predicted model, not a curated record.
GUUUGGCGUCCACACAGAUUUAAUGAAAACUUAUUACAAAAAAUUUCUAUGUAUUUAGAUCAAUAGGACAUUCAUUUAUAAUCGUGGUUUGAUUUCCAGUAAUGUUUUGACGGUACUAUUAUGUUGUUUCUGUGAUCGUUUCCCGUAAGUUCGAGUGCUGUGGUGGUUUGUAAACAUCGGGAACGCAGGACCACGUCUAUGAGUUCUUAUUGGCAGCAUGGCGGAAAUCGUGUACCCACAAGGCUGCCGGCCCAUCACCGAUGACCUAGGUCCAGAUGAAUUGGUUCGGCGGCUUAAGGCGCUGGCCCACACCCUUCAGGGUAUGGGCCAGGAUGAAGGAGUGUACCAGCAGUAUAUACCACUGGCGCUGCACCUGGCUGACGAAUUCUUCCUGACGCAUUCCUCACGCGAUGUCCAGCUGCUCAUAGCCUGCUGCAUCGCUGACGUGCUCAGGGUCUACGCUCCGGAGGCGCCUUAUAAAGAUCAGGAACAAGUGAAGACAAUCUUCCUGUUCCUCAUAAACCAGCUGCAAGGGCUCCGCGAUCCUAAGGACCCAGCGUUCAAGCGCUACUUUUACCUGCUAGAAAAUCUUGCCUAUGUCAAGUCUUUCAACAUGUGCUUCGAGCUGGAGGACUGCCAGGAGAUCUUCUGCGCUCUCUUCUCGCUAAUGUUCAAGAUUGUCAAUGGGGAGCACUCUUCGAAAGUAAAGUCCUUCAUGCUGGAUGUCCUCUGCCCGCUAAUCACCGAGUCAGACGUGGUGUCAAACGAGCUUCUCAAUGUGAUUUUGAUCAACCUCGUGGAGCCUAACAAGCGCGAGCAUAAGCACGCUUACUCCCUUGCCAAGGAGUUGGUAAUCAAGACCAGUGAGACGUUGGAACCUUACAUUCAAGCGUUUUUCAACCACGUCCUGAUACUUGGUAAAGAAGAGAAAGGACUUCUAAUUUUCUCCAAAGUGUACGAGUUGAUCUACGAAUUGAAUCAAAUAUGUCCCUCCAUACUCAUGUCAGUGCUACCUCAACUCGAGUGCAAACUCAAGUCGGCUCAGUUCCAAGAGCGACUCAGCGGAGUCGCCUUACUCGCUAGAAUGUUCUCUGAACCCGGUUCGGACCUAGCCAAACAAUAUCCAGCGCUAUGGCGAGCCUUUUUAGGUCGCUUCAACGAUAUAUCAGUGUCGGUUCGUAUUAAAUGCGUGCAGUACUGCAUGCAUUUCCUCGUACAUCACCCUGAGCUACGUAAAGAUAUAACAGAUACUCUAAAAAUGCGGCAACACGACGCCCACGAACAAGUACGUUAUGAAGUUGUAAUGGCUAUCAUUGCUACGGCCCAGAGGGAGUUCCAAGCGGUUGCAGAAUCAGAGGAUCUCCUCACAUUCGUGAAGGAAAGGACACUGGACAAAAAAUUCAAGAUUCGUAAGGAGGCUAUGUCUGGUCUCGCUAUGAUUUACAAGAAAUUCUUGACAGAGGAACGCGUACCUCCAGCUACAGAAAAGGCUGUUCAAUGGAUUAAAGACAAAAUUCUUCACGGAUAUUACAUGACGGCUUUGGAAGACAGAUUGUUAGUGGAACGAUUAUUGAAUACAUCGUUGGUGCCGUAUACAUUGCCUGCGGAGACACGUAUGAAGAAACUGUAUUACCUGAUGGCGAACGUGGACGACAACGCGACAAAGGCGUUCAUCGAACUGCAGAAACACCAGCUGGCUGUUCGCAGGACUGUGGCUGAGUGGAUCGAGUUGCAUAGAAAACCGCCUACGCCCGCUGUGCAGAAAGAAAUGAUUGCCAAGGUCCUCCACAUAAGCUCAAAGUUUCUCCCGGAGUCCGUGAAGGCUCAGGAGUUUCUGAACAAGUUCUCCCAACACAUGAAGCAAGCCCCCGAGCUACUACAGGGCAUGGAGACCAUCCUCAAUCCUAAUGUCAGUUGCGAAAACUGUGUUAGAACCACUUCUGCAGUGCUGAAGAAGCUGGGUCAUCCUAUAAUGACGAACCUCUAUUACAACACCGUGAAAAUGCUUCUCGAGCGCGUGAGCUCGGUGAUGAUCGAUCACGAGUCGCUGCUCAUUCUGGUGGGGUACGUGGAGGGCGCCGUUCAGGGCACGGACCCUUCCAUCGCUGAGGAGUGCGGCACAGAUCUCAAGACUGCAGCAGAACGCGGACUCAAGCUCCUGGUGAUGCUGUCAUUCGUGUUCCCCGCUCACUUCUUACACGAGGACGUUUUGAACCGGCUGACGUCACUGCUCGAGAUGGAUGACGAAAGCGUCGCGCCUCAUAUACUCGCCGCGCUUACCUUCCUCGGCAAAUACAGACCGCUCAGUGAAGCGUGUCCCGCGUUAUUCCCGAAACUGAUAACACUGUGCAAGGCCUACGCCGAAGUUGGUACACCGAAACAAGCCAAGAACGCUGUCAGGUGUCUCUUCGUGAACGUUCCCGAUCAGCGCUGCGCAAUCUUCACGGAGAUAUUGGAGACGCUAAAGGCCACCCUCACGCCCAAUUCGGACCACUACCGCACGGCCAUAGUGACUCUCGGCCACAUCGCUCACAACCUGCCCGAGAACUUCCCUGUGCAAAUUAAGAAUAUUGUUUCUAGGAAGAUAGUAAAAGAGCUUUUAGUCCGCGAAGGCGGUGGCGGCACAAAUGCGCCAGAAGGCGAAUGGUGUGACGAAGAGCAACUGCCAGAGGAGACCAGGUGCAAGCUAGAAGGCCUCAAAUGCAUGGCACGAUGGCUACUCGGUCUCAAAAAGGAUGAACUCUCAGCUCAGAAGACAUUCCGCAUGUUGAACGCGUUUAUUGUGCACAAGGGUGACUUAUUACAGCAAAACAAGCUGACGAAAGCAGAAAUGGCGCAUUUGCGCCUGGCGGCCGGCGCUGCGAUGCUCAAGAUAUGCGAGCAGAAGGGCGUUGGUGAUCAGUUCACCGCGGAGCAGUUCUACAAUCUCUCGCAUCUUAUGAUUGACGAAGUUCCACAAGUCAGAGAAGCAUUUGCAGCGAAACUACAUAAAGGAUUGUCAAAGGGUAUUCCGAACAAAUGCCUACCUCUUGACUUCAUGGGCAUGUACGCUCUGGCCGGGCGCGAGCCGGACCGGCGCAUACGCAACGUCAUCCGGCAGUACAUGCUGGCCGAUGUCGUGCGACGCCGCGAGUACAUACGAAAUAUUACUGUCGGCACUAAAGUGGAGCGCGCCGUGUCGCAGCUGCCACACAUCCUUCCGGAUUACAUGCUGGUGUUCGCAGUCCCGGUGCUCACUCAUGACCCUGCCUUCACGGCGUACGACAAUGUCAACGAGCUCAAGGUGGUGAAGCAAUGCCUGUGGUUCAUCUUAGAACCUCUGAUAACCCGCAACGAUCUGUACUGCUAUGGGUUCUAUAAGAACCUCGUUGAGCGCAUGAAGAACCACAAAGACGCUUUGAACGAGACCGACGAUGCCGUAAACUACAAAAUGUGGGCGGUAUGCGACCUCACUAUGUCUUUAAUAUGGUCACGGUCGUCCCGCUUUGAACUUCGUGAGUUCCCGGCAGACGCGCGCAUUCCUACCAUGUACUUCUCGCCGCAGACGGAAUAUUUUGUCAACACACGCGUGUUCCUGCCGCCAGCUCUACAGUUCCAGCCGAAACGUGGACAAGAAACGACCGACUCAAGUCGCAAGAAGCGCCCACGCCUCGCCGCCGAGCGGGAGAAUUCAAACGAUGUCGAGCCGUCACAAGCAUCAGACACCCAAAUUCAACUGCCCGGCCUCGAGAACACGACGGACCCGGACAUGGCGGACGACGAGCCAGCAGAACAGAACAAAGGCACCAGUAUCAGCGAGGAGUGACGUCACUUAUUAGAUACUCUGACGUCACCAUAAACAGCGAACUCGGAAGUGAAUUUUUUUAUAUUAAGAGUGGCGUAACAUAAAUAAGGGUUAACUUGUAUGGGUGUUCCUCCUAGAGUUAUGUGUCGCUGUCUUAAUUGUAUAGUGUGACAAAAAUCUCAUUAAAACAUGUCAUUGUGAUUACUUUAUUUACUUUAAAGUAUGAUAAUGAGCGACUAGAAUACACCGUCCCCGGACAACAAUCGCCAUCAACUUGUCCUUAACGCAGCGUAAAGGGAACUGACGCCACCACAUUGUAGACCGCCAGAUAAACUGACAAGUUACCACGGUUACUAACAACACUGCAUAAACACUUAUAUCACAGAUGACUUGGUUGUGAUCGUUUUCCCUUAUAACUUGUUAAUAUUUUCAUAUGAAUUGGUAAUAAUUUCUCAUACUUCAAAAUAUGACUGCUACUAAGUUCUUUAGAUUCAGUGUUACACGCGUUUACCGUUUCUUGUCUCUUGCCUUCUCAGCCGUGGGUCUCUAGCUGACUAGUAUAUUACCACAAUAUCGACGCAUACUGGUUAAUUCGUGAAACACCAUGAAGAACAGCUUUAGUUCCAUGUCUUUUAAUAAUUUACCAGAUUUUGCUUUCGUACAAAAAUAAAAAUAUUUAAUAAACCGCUCUAAACGGUGAUAACUUUGUGCAGUAACAAAAAAAAAAAGCGGUAGCGUAAAUACCAAUUCGAUGUAAAACGCAGGAGCUGGGAUGGGGUCGUCUUGGAGGACGCUUAUACGUUCGAACUUUCUACCAUACCACCAAAUACAGAUGUAAUAAAUGUCAAAUACCAAAAAAGUUUAUUUUUGGUAAAUUUAUUAUGUUUUGUAAAAAGUCAUACAACAAAAUCCUGAGAGGUUGUU